CUAUUUUAUCAAGGGUUCAGCUUUUAGCCUCAUCAAAGCCGAAUGCCGCAAGACCUAGGCUAUCUAGUUGCUGUGAAUUACGCCGCGGACGACAAUGGAGUGCUUUUUUAACGGUACAAUGCAUUUCACCUACCAGAUAGGGGGAGUCCAAGCUGAAAGAUGGAAAUGUCUUGUGAUGCUGGGUGAUCAGUAUCAAUGAACACGUUUGUACUAAGAAAAAACUGCGCGAAUAAAAUAAAACGCUUUUUUACUCGGGAUGCGUGCGGAACUGUUGGAGGGGGAUUCUGGAGUGGACAAUCGUAACAGGUCCGAAGCGCACUUUUCCCCCUUCAGCGCAAGAAAAUGAUCAGGUCAAUCAUGUGGACAUGCUUCAUUAUUCAAUGAACACAAUCUUUCACAACGCAUCGUUUACACGCAGGACUUUCUUCUUCUUCGCGCCGCGCUAUAUUUAAAGCUUUCCCCGGCUUCAUGUUGCAUCACUCUUUCUUGACAAAGCAGGGUAAAGACUCAUCCUCUUCGGCCAGUGCUACGUGCUGUACUGACUCAGUGCAGGAAGGUGCCUGGGUCCACUAAACCUGCCCAAUUGCCCCCAGACCAGUAUGCAGUUAGUGUGUUAAGGAUGGAGGAUUCUAGUUUGUGCCUUGGUGUGUCCUCAGCGAUCUCGGAUGCUGACACCCAUCUCAGCAGUGCCGUGCUCAAUGGCCGCUACCCCAUCAGCCAGAAGCUCCACCAGCUAACCGCUCAGCUGGGCCAUGCCUUCCCUGACCUGCCGAGCCGUCAGCAGAUCCCCGAAGAGAAAGCUGCCACCCCACUGGACGAGAAGACCCACGCCGCCCUGGCCAGCCAGCCAAUCAGCAGUCAGAUGGCUCUGCUCGCCAAUCAACUGAACCGAGACAUGGAGACCGGGGCACUAGGUGCUCUGAAUGGCCGCGUGGACCUGCAGCAGUUUCUCAAUGGUCAGAACCUGGGCAUCAUGUCCAAGAUGAACGACAUUGAAGACGACGCCCGGAAGAAUCGCAAGUACCCGUGCCCGCUCUGUGGGAAGCGCUUCCGCUUCAACAGCAUCUUGUCCCUGCACAUGCGCACCCACACUGGGGAGAAGCCCUUCAAGUGCCCCUACUGCGACCACCGGGCCGCCCAGAAAGGCAACCUGAAGAUCCACCUGCGCACCCACAAGCUGGGGAACCUGGGCAAGGGCCGCGGACGCGUCCGCGAGGAGAACCGUCUGCUCCACGAGCUGGAGGAGCGAGCCAUCCUGAGGGACAAGCAGAUGAGGAGCAGCCACAUGCAGCCCUCCCAGACCCUCCCCCACCAGCCCCACCUGGGCCCGCAGACCCACAACCAGCAGCAGCCCGGCUCUGCCUGCGGCCUCCUCACCCCCACCAGUCUUGGGGGCACACCGGACAGCUCCAAUCAGCUCUCCUCCUCCCCGAAGCCGGCCGGCGCCAACCCAGCGGAGGACCAGGGCCUCAACCCACCCACGGGCUUCCGCUGCACCUUCUGCAAGGGCAAGUUCAAGAAGCGCGAGGAGCUGGACCGCCACAUCCGCAUCCUGCACAAGCCCUACAAGUGCACACUGUGCGAGUUCGCCGCCUCGCAGGAGGAGGACCUCAUCUCGCACGUGGAGAAGGCCCACAUCACCGCCGAGUCGGCCGCGGGCCAGGGCGACGGCAACGGAGGGAGCGAGAAGCCCGCCAACGAGUUCCGCUGCGAGGUGUGCGGCCAGGUCUUCAGCCAGGCCUGGUUCCUCAAGGGCCACAUGCGCAAGCACAAGGACUCGUUCGAGCACUGCUGCCAGAUCUGCGGCCGCCGCUUCAAGGAGCCCUGGUUCCUCAAGAACCACAUGAAGGUCCACCUCAACAAGCUGGCCAUCAAGAACAAGCCACCGGUAGGGGCGUCUGACCAGGAUAUGUCCUCUGUCAACACCAUGAGCAGCCUGGCCCAAGAGGCCCAUGCCAACCUCUACUCGCGCUACAUCUCCUGUCUGCAGGGCGGCUUCCUCUCCCCAGACAAGCAGGGGCUGGCCGAGCAGCAUCAGAUGCUGGCCAAGGCCGGCAUCGCCAUGAAGGAGAAGGAGAUGCUGGGCAAGCUGCUGGGUCCUGUGGCUGGCAUGAGCCACGCCCUGGGGGAGAACGAGAAGCGCUCGCUCCUGGGCUGCCUCAACCUGGUGCCGCCGCUCAAGUCCAGCUGCAUGGAGCGCCUGCAGGCCGCGGCCAAGGUGGCCGAGAUGGACCCCCUCAACAGCUACCAGGCCUGGCAGAUCAUGGCCCGAGGCAUGGCCAUGGACCGCUCCUUCAUGCCCAAGGACCAGCACCACGGCCACCAUGGCCAGGACGAGGAGAUGGCCAACGCGGCGGGCAUGAUGAACUUCAACAAAGAGAAGCACGAGUACCCCCCUAUAAGCUCUGCCGACAGCCUCAAGCAGAAGCAGCAUGCCGAGGUCAUGCACGGGAUCAAGACCAGCGUUGCUGGAAGCAUGAUGCCCCUGAAGGAAGAGGGAGGAGGUUUUGAUGGACACCGAGAGUUCAUGUCCCACCAUGGCGGCCUGGGUCUGGGCCAAGGCCUUGACUUUGGCCUGGGCAGCCUGAAGGAGAAGCCCUCCGAGUGCCCUGACUGUGGUCGGGUCUUUAGGACCUACCAUCAGAUGGUGGUCCACUCCAGAGUGCACAAGGAGCGCCGCAACGUCGAGGAGAGCCUCCAGCACAGCAACACCAACCUGGACGAGCGGCGCGGCUCAGCCAGCGACCCCGAGUCCCAGUCCAUCAGCAGGUCGACCACCCCAGGCUCCUCCAACGUGACCGAGGAGAGCGGAGCCGGAGGAGGACACUCCCAGACCGGGAGCGUGCAGGACGACAGCCCCCACCCUUCCUCUCCAUCUUCAGAUGUGGGAGAUGACCUGACAAAGAGCGCGGGGGCCGUGCAGCCCCCCACCCCCCAGCACCGGGAGCGUGGCGUGGGCUCGGCCAUGAAGGACUGCCCCUACUGCGGGAAGAGCUUCCGCACCUCCCACCACCUGAAGGUCCAUCUGAGGAUACACACAGGUGAGAAGCCUUACAGAUGCCCUCAUUGUGACUACGCUGGAACCCAGUCAGCCUCACUGAAGUACCAUCUAGAGCGCCACCACCGCGAGCGUCAGAACGGCAGCGGCCCCUCGGCCAACCACCCGCCCACCUCCUCCUCCUCCUCUUCCUCCGAGCACAAGGAGGACCACGGCAAAAGUGGCGGCGCCGUGUUCGCCCGGCCCGACGUCCUGCGCGGCGUCUUCAAAGGCAUGAUGCCCACCAGCCUGGACUUCCGAGGCAGCCAGCUCCUGCCGCACCAGUGGGCCCCACCCAGCAUGCUCUCCCCGAGAGAGAGGGAGCGGGAGCGGGAGAGAGAGCGCCACGGCCUGGGCGCCGACAACACAACCGAGAUCGCGAAGAACCCCGAGGUCCCCAACACCGGCGACAGCCCGGCCAGCUUCUCCGACCUGGGCAGGGCCUACCAGAGCAUGGUGGGCAACGGAGUGAACUUCCAGGGCUCCCUGCAGGCCUUCAUGGACAACUUUGUCCUGAGCUCCCUGAAGAAGGAGAAGGAGAUGCGGGAGAGCCAGCUGCAGGGCCCACUCCAGACCCCGGCUCAGCACUACAGCCUGGAGAGCGGCGAGCCCAAGGCCAAGAGGAGCACCAGCGAGGGCGGCAGCAGCGGCGGCGGCAACCCGGAGGAGAAGCCCACCGCAGACGCCAAGCCCGCCGAGGGCAAGCCUCGCUCGCACGCCCGCUCCCAGUACGAGCCCCUGGAUCUGUCCGUCAGGCCUGACACGGCCUCCCUACCUGGCUCGUCUGUCACCAUCCAGGACAACGUGCCGUGGCACGGCUGCCUCUUCUGCUCCUUCACCACCGCCUCCGUGGAGCUGAUGGCCCUCCAUCUGCAGGCCAACCACCUAGGCAAGGCCAAGCGCGGAGCCGGCGAGGGCAACGACGGCCUGCUGGGCGAAGCGUCUCACGGCCUCGGUGGUAAGGGCCCCCUGGUGGCUCCUCCAUCCCUCCUGCACCACCACGAGGGCUCCUCCACCCCCCGGGAGAGGGACAUGGAGUCUGGGGAGCUGAAGAGCGCCUGGUCCAACCACAUGGAGCAGCCUCCACACAAGACCUCCAUGGGAGACUUUGCGAGUGACUUCUACAAGCCCUUUGGCCCCCUGUUUGAGGGCUCCGCCCGGGGCCUCCAGGGGCCCCUCGGAUUCCUGGAGCACCAUCAGGGGCAGGCGGGCGACGUGGGAGGACCGGGUGGCGGCGCCUCCCUGGACGAGCUCUCGGACAAGGCCUCCUGCGGCGAGACGGAGGCGCCCGAGGAGCGCAGCCAGUCCGAGGGGGAGGAGGCCAGCAGGGAGGAGACCCCCAGCCGCCCCGCCUCCAACACCGCCGCCGCCGAGCGGCCAGCUGGUUACAACCACCGCGACGAAGAGGAGGACGACGAGGCCGAGGCCUCACAAGAAGAAAUGGAGAUGGACGACGACUACGACGACGACUCCCUGCCCACGCAGGUGCCUCUGCGCAACGAGUCCCCUCUGUCCGCCAAGGACGCCCUGAGAUCCAAGGGUCCCCAGAGCCUCCGCGCGGGGCCCUCUCCCCCACAGCCCCCAGCCCUGGAGAAGCAGUGGCAUCAUCAGCAGCAGCAGCAGGCGGGCCUGGGUCUCCUUUCAUCUCACGGAGGUCCCCCAGGGCUGCUGAAGCCGGAGCAGGCCCAUCUCGAGCAGCAGAUGAACAUGCUGUCCGUCCUGAGGGCCUUCAGCUCGGAGAACCUCGGCGCCUUCAACGGAGGGCUGGCCAGCAGCACCAGUGGGCCGAGCGGCGGCACCAAGAGAGCGGAUGCACCCGUUCAUCUGUGGGCCACAGAGGAGGAAGGUCCCGGCAGCUUCGGCCCAACUCUGUCCCCCGAGCUUAACCUAGCCGACUCUGAGAUGCACGACGCCUCUCUAAACAGAGACUAACACCAUCUGGAAGCACGCGCUGGGGGCCAUGACGAUGAUGAUGAUGAUGAUGAUGGUGGAGGUGGCGAAGAAGACAAACUCUUGAUUAAAAACAGACUAUUUAAGAACAAACAAACUAACAGACAAAACAAUGGAUGGAUUACGCUGAAGCAGGAGCAAUCGGCGCUUCUCUGCAGGCAUGGCAGAGAGGAUGAGACCUGCUGACUUUUAGUGGACUGGACACUUUAAAAAAAACUGUGGGGAAAAAAAAGAAAAAAAAAGACUGGCUUCACAGCGCAUUUGUUCAACGUCUCUUGAAUCUUUCUUGUAGCCAUAUGUUCUGUGCAGUCCCUGUUUUUGGCUUUGACAUUGUGAAAAAAAAAAAGAGAAAAAAAAAACAAAAGCUUAAAAAGGCUAAAAAAUACUACCUGCGUGUCCAAUGUCUAUGAGUGCAACACAUUCCUUUAUCCAAGAUGGAAGUAGAAGCAAUGCAGUGCUCAGUCAGCUGAUGUGGAACAGACAGGAGGAGAGCGGAGAGCUCGGCCCACAUGCUCAGCCUCUCCACAACCACACAACCUUCACAUUCUGCCGCUUCCUCUGGAAACCAGAGACAUGACAAUAUCCACACUGCCCUUUGACACACCUCUGUUAUGCUACAAUGGUUUUGACUGGACAUGACUGUUUCCCGAAACCCCCGGUCCGGCCAACCCAGAGCACAGUCUCCUUCAGUGACCAAGCCCCGCUAACCUGGGAGACCAAGCACAGUCCGAGGCCGUCAAGGCCUACCCAUCUCUCCUACCCCACACACUCCCAAGGGCACCAACAACCAGGACUGAAGUAGAACCGCUCACUCCGACAAUCUGGUGCUUUAUAAGAGGAGGGGGCAACAAUGCGAUGACACAUAGGUGGAGUUGUUGGGUGAAUGCAGGGUGGGGUAGCCAUGGUGAUCUAUGGUCCAUGGCAACUAAAAGGAAAGGAGAGGCCUGUGUGUUGGAAGAAAAGAUUGUUAAAGUGGUCUCUCCUCACCUUUCUUAAUUAGAGAGUGAUAUAUGUGCUCAUACACAAAUAUGAAAUGUGUGGAGUUAGGUGUAAAAUAAAAGUGAGUUAAAACAGAAGUAUAACAGUCAGAUUGUAUUCCUCUAAGAGAAAGUACCAACGUGACAAGAAUAUCUAGUUUACACCAGACUCAUGUUAUGAAUCAACACCAACUGACAUAUUUGAAAACUAAAGAUGAUAAAGAAUGCUAGAUGAAAAAUGAAAACCACCAUCUUGUUUUAUCUCUCCUGUAUAUGUCAAGGACAAUAGUGUUGACAAAAAAUAGUGUUGAAGAAACAUUUGUAAUAUACUGCCACAGAUCAAUGUUGCAAAGUGUUACUGACUACUGAAAUGGUUUGAUGUAUUUACUUAUUAAAAAGAAGAAAAAAAGCAGGAAACAAAUAUUGUCUAGCCUUAGAUACAGUCAUCUGUUGUUGCAUCUACACAGCUAGCUGUUUUAGAUGGUAGCUAUUAGAAUGGAUUUUUUUUUUCAAGUACUGUACUUUUUGCCUUCUACAAUGUAAAGAAAAGAAGAAAAAAAGAAAAGAUUGACAAUCUUCUCAUAUUGCUGCAAGCAUAUGCCCAUACAGUAUAUACAUAACUCAUACAAACAUACAUAGAGGGGUUUCUCUUGUUUUCUCCAAAAGUAUUUUGCACUGUGAUAGUAAUUCUAAACCCAGUCUAUACAGUACAAAGUUAAAAACUAACUAAAAAUGACAAGUGUGUAUGUGUGUGUGUUUGUGUGUCCCUUGACAUUGUGAAAUGUUACUUUCCCCCCUCCCACCUCUGUUCUCUUGUGAACGCUGACAAAUUCUCUGUGAUCAGUCCAUCUCUGAUCACCAUUCUUUUGGUCUCUGAAAUAUCCCUUUCAAGAAGAGUUUUCUUCACCUUUAAAAGCUCAUGCCACCAUGUACAGCCUCAGCCAUCUGAUAAGAGCAUAGGCCAUGAGUCAUGACCUGUGCAAAGCUUAGUGUUGGGUCCCCAUUCCUUCCUUUGCAAAUAAACCCUUCUUUUUUCUGGCAUAAUGCAUUCUUUUAGCAUAAGACCUACAGCCCUUCCAUAUCCGCCUGGUAAUGAGAAAAGCCAAACAUAAAAAAGAAAAAGUAGCGUGUUAUUGUAUACUUGGGCACCGAGUGUAGCAGCACGCACUGGGACCUGCUAGUGAUUGGCCAAAACUGACCGAUAAGAUGCAUCUAUUUCCCUGGUCAUAUGGCUCAAGCUGGCUGUGUUCCUGUAGACGUUCUCUCUCUCUCUUCUCUCUCUCUCUCUCUCUCUCUCUGUAGUGCAGUACCUGGGAAAAUGAGCUGAAGGUGUCUGCCUGGGUUUUACUAAUCCAGCGUAUGAGCAUUCCAGUCCCCUCCCACCCCAACCCUAUGCCCCUCACCCAGAGCUGUCUUGUGAGCUGUAAACUUUUCCGUUUGCUGUACCCUCAUGGCAGAUGCUUUGUUUUGUAACUACUGAACUGUACUUAUAAUAAAAUAAUAUGUAUUCAAACUAUGAA
Alosa sapidissima (American shad) is the source of this 7484-nucleotide messenger RNA. It is a transcript of the gene znf536, whose product is annotated as zinc finger protein 536. The transcript is spliced from 7 exons. Gene Ontology annotation, cellular component: nucleus. Gene Ontology annotation, molecular function: DNA-binding transcription factor activity, RNA polymerase II-specific; RNA polymerase II cis-regulatory region sequence-specific DNA binding. Lineage: Eukaryota; Metazoa; Chordata; Actinopteri; Clupeiformes; Clupeidae. The record is from RefSeq and is a predicted model, not a curated record. The coding region runs from base 620 to 4969 and encodes 1449 amino acids. Gene Ontology annotation, biological process: regulation of DNA-templated transcription.